Molecule: messenger RNA, 452 nt
Organism: Sinocyclocheilus anshuiensis
Lineage: Eukaryota; Metazoa; Chordata; Actinopteri; Cypriniformes; Cyprinidae
Product: protein polybromo-1-like
Exons: 2
Source: RefSeq, a predicted model, not a curated record
GAUUUUGUCAUAUGGAAAAGAGCCGCAUUUCUCAAUUUCUCUUUUUUUUGCUUGAUUUAGGAUAAAGAUUUCACUUCAGAUGUCUACAUUUCUGUGGAUUUCACCAUAAGCUAUUAUCAGAUGCUAAUGCUUUCAGCAAAGAACAUAAAGACCUUAGGGUAUCAGUCUCUUAUUCGCAGUGUAUGCUGAUUCAUCUUUCACAGGUAUAAAUGGAAUGGCCCCAGGGUCUACAGGAAGCUCUUAUGGGACUCAGAUGGGUGUGAUGAACUCAGGCCAGCAGGCCCCGCCACCCUACCCGGGGCAGGACCAGGUUGGGCAGCCCUCCACCCCCAUAUUUGUGGCUCCUCCACCCAAACCCCAGCAACUGCUCCAUUCAGAGGCUUACCUGAAAUACAUAGAAGGACUCAGUGCUGAGUCCACUACUGUCAGCAAAUGGGACCAAACGCUCUCUG